AUGUCUUGUCACCAUGAACAUAAUCACGGCCACCAUCAUGGCGACAAUCACGAUGAGGCUGACCACAUCCUUCCAAUUCCAACCAAUGCGUCGCAAAGUCUUCGAAACCAAAUCGAUUUCCAAAAACUUACUGCAUUGAAUAUUGAACAGCAAAAUAGUGACAUCUAUAAGAUCUUUGAUAAAUAUGACGAUUCUAAAUACCAAAUCAAAGAUUUUAUAAGCAGUGACACCGACGAGCAAAUAAUAUUGAACAUCCCUUUCUUGGAUAGCAGCGUGAAAUUGUUUUCAAUAAUCUUGAAGACCAGCGGUGGGGAUCAAUGUCCGCAAACCAUUAAGCUAUUUAAGAACAAGAAUAACAUUGAUUUUGAUAAUGCCGAAGAUAUGAAAGCUGAUUUCACUUUGAACCAUCCCCAGGUCGGUUUUGAGGGAGAUAGCAAUGUUCAGGAGCAAGAUAUUAACGAUGAUAACUUUGUGGAACACUUUUUGCCCCGUCACGUAUUUACAAACACUACUCAGUUAACGUUCUUUAUUAGGGAUGUCUAUGACGAAGAUGAAGAUCAAAGUAAAAUAUAUUAUAUCGAACUAAGGGGGGAGUUCAAGAAAUUGACCAAGGACCCGGUGAUCACAAUGUACGAAGCAGCUGCCAAUCCAGCUGAUCAUAAGAACACUACCGCAAGUCUCGAAAGAAACCAACACUCUAUCCAGUGA
Messenger RNA from Saccharomycopsis crataegensis, 708 nucleotides. RefSeq names its product PITH domain-containing protein. Bases 1 to 708 code for a protein of 235 amino acids. The transcript has a single exon. Gene Ontology annotation, cellular component: nucleus. Lineage: Eukaryota; Fungi; Ascomycota; Saccharomycetes; Ascoideales; Saccharomycopsidaceae. The record is from RefSeq and is a predicted model, not a curated record.